This is a messenger RNA of Kalmanozyma brasiliensis GHG001, 2706 nucleotides long. Its product is annotated as Mini-chromosome maintenance, DNA-dependent ATPase. Gene Ontology annotation, molecular function: single-stranded DNA binding; ATP hydrolysis activity; ATP binding. The transcript has a single exon. Gene Ontology annotation, biological process: mitotic DNA replication initiation; double-strand break repair via break-induced replication; DNA strand elongation involved in DNA replication. Lineage: Eukaryota; Fungi; Basidiomycota; Ustilaginomycetes; Ustilaginales. The record is from RefSeq and is a predicted model, not a curated record. The coding region runs from base 1 to 2706 and encodes 901 amino acids. Gene Ontology annotation, cellular component: nucleus; MCM complex.
AUGAGUCAGUCAUACGACGACAGCAACAACCUCGACAUCCCCGUCUUCCAGGACGAUCUGCUCAGGGACAGGCAGCGAGUCUUCUCCGAGUUCCUUUCCAAGGAUGAAUACCAAGAUGCCGUUCGUCGCAUGUUGAGGAUGGACGCACGCCGUCUCAUCAUCAACAUUGACGACCUCCGAUCCUAUAACCGAGAAUUCGCCACUGGUCUCCUCAACGAGCCCAACGAGUAUCUUCCCGCCUUUGAUGCCGCCCUCCAUGUGCUGGUGGAGGUGGCACACAACCCGCUCAAGGAAGACAUCAAGGGCAAGCAAUACUACAUCGGACUGCGUGGAAGUUUCGGUGACCACCACGUCAACCCACGAACCCUCCGCAGUGUUCACAUCGGCAAGAUGAUGAGUUUGGAAGGCAUCGUCACCCGCUGCUCCCUCGUUCGCCCCAAGAUCCUCAAAUCCGUUCACUACUGCGAGGCGACGCUCAAGUUCCAUCAACGCGAGUACCGUGACGCCACCAUGUACGGCACGCUUCCUCCUUCCUCCACCGUAUACCCCACCGAGGACGAGAACGGCAACAGGCUCACUACCGAGUACGGCCACAGUCUCUUCCGCGACCACCAGAUGAUCUCGAUCCAGGAGAUGCCUGAGCGUGCUCCUCCAGGUCAGUUGCCACGAAGCAUCGACGUGGUCAUGGACGAUGACAUGGUCGACCGUUGUAAGCCCGGUGAUCGCAUCCAGCUCGUCGGCAUGUACAGAUCGCUCGGCAACCGUGCUGGCGUCAGCUCUUCCUCCACCUUCCGCACCCUCAUGAUCGGCAACAACCUCAACCUCCUCUCUUCAAAAGCUGGCGGAGGAAUCGCACAGGCGCACAUCACCGACACCGACAUUCGUAACAUCAACAAGAUUGCCAAGCGCAAGAAUGUUUUCAACCUUCUUUCGCAAUCAUUGGCGCCGUCGAUCUACGGCCACGAGUACAUCAAGAAGGCAGUUCUUCUGCUAUUGCUCGGAGGCGAGGAGAAGAACCUGCCCAACGGCACUCACAUUCGUGGAGACAUCAACAUUCUCAUGGUCGGUGACCCGUCUACCGCCAAAUCGCAGAUGCUCCGAUUCGUGCUCAACACGGCCCCGCUCGCCAUUGCCACCACCGGUCGUGGCUCGAGUGGUGUUGGUCUCACGGCCGCAGUCACCACAGACAAGGAAACGGGCGAGCGUCGUCUUGAGGCCGGUGCCAUGGUGCUCGCUGACCGCGGUGUCAUCUGCAUCGACGAGUUUGACAAGAUGAGCGACGUCGACCGAGUCGCCAUUCACGAAGUCAUGGAGCAGCAGACCGUCACCAUUGCCAAGGCCGGUAUCCACACCAGUCUUAACGCUCGAUGCUCGGUUGUCGCGGCAGCCAACCCGAUCUACGGCCAGUACGAUGUGCACAAGGACCCUCACAAGAACAUUGCCCUUCCAGACUCGCUUCUGUCUCGUUUCGAUUUGCUUUUCGUCGUCACCGAUGACGUGGACGAGCAGCGCGACCGAAUGAUCUCGGAACACGUCCUGCGAAUGCACCGAUACCUCCAGCCGGGUCUUGAAGAAGGCACACCCGCCGUUGACAAUCUGGAUCAGGCACUCGAUGUCGGCGCGCCCGAAGGCACCGAUGCUGACGGCGCCGCCAUGCUGGGCGACACCUCGCCGUUCGAAAAGUACAACCCUCUGCUGCACUCUGGUGUCACGGCUUCCGGCCGCGGGAGCGACAAGAAGGAGGUGCUCUCGAUUGCCUUCAUCAAGAAGUACAUCCAGUACGCCAAGUCGCGUGUCCACCCCGUGCUGACCAAGGGCGCCGCCGAGUGGAUCGUCAACGUCUACUCGAACCUGCGCAACGACGAGCUCUCGGGCAACCAGAAGCGCACGUCGCCACUCACAGCGCGUACGCUCGAGACAUUGAUCCGUCUUGCAACAGCACACGCCAAGAGCCGACUAAGCAACAAGGUCGAGGAGCGCGACGCCGAGGCUGCCGAGGAGAUUCUUCGCUUUGCGCUCUUCAAGGAGGUGCUAGGUGGCCGACGAGGCAUGAGCAAGCGUCGUCGUACCGGCAACAGCCCCAUGAGCGACGACGAGCAGGAUGAUGACGAUGAUGACAGCGGAGACGAGGCUGCCCCGGCCGAUCCCAACCAGGGCUACCGCAACGGGCGCUCUGCUCGGGGUGGCCGUGGUGGCCGUCGCGGCAGCCAACGCUACGGCGAGGACGAGCACAGCAGCGACGAGGACGAUGAUCAGAACCUUCCGUCAUCGCAGCGGUCCAACCGCUCCAAUGGUGCCUACGCCACCCGUGCAGCGGCGACCACACGUCCUCGCGCCAAGCCGGCCAUGGUGGGCCCCGGAGGCAUGGACGAGGAGACAUUCGAUGACGAAGACGCGAUCGAGGCCAUGCGCUCGCUCGAGGUGGAAGUGGUCAUUCCUUCUCAGCCCAUCGCGGCAAGCUCAUCGACAGGCAUGUCGGCACACAGGGCAGAGGCGUUCAAGGAGGCACUCUCCGACUUGCUCUUCUCGUCCGAUGGCCGAUUGGCCGAGUCCGACGCCAUCGCACUCGACGACCUCUUGCCUGUCAUGAACGAAGGUCGCCGCACAGAGGAUCUGUUCGACAGCAACGAAGCUCGCCAGGUGCUCGACCAGAUGAACCGCGAAAACAGCAUCAUGUUUGCCGGAGACAUGUUGUACAGACUCUGA